AUGAAUUCAACUCCUCCAAGAAAGAUUAAUAGGAUAUCAUUCCUGGAUCAAGGGUUUAGUAUUGGUGAUUCUGAAUUAAAUGCACCUGGAUCAUCUAUUCAAAGAUCGCAUUGGAAACCACAAUCAUCUGCGACAAAAUGCAAGUUGUGUGAUAAAACGUUGAGUGUUAAGAAUGGUAUCGUUAAUUGUCGAAAAUGUGGCGAUUUAUUUUGUAAUGAUCAUACUCAUUAUAAAGUACGAUUGAGAAAUCCUAAUAAAGAUGAAAAGAUCCCACAGUAUGAUUCUAGUGGUGUCUGGUGUAGAUGUUGUGAGACUUGUUAUUUUGAUAAACAGCACGUGGAGAUCAAUAGUAUUGAUUUAACUCAAGAAUUCAAACUCAGUCGGCAAUCAAAAGUAGAAUCCGAGCAAUUGAAUAGGACAAAGAUACAAAGGAAUUUCAUUAAAUUGACGAAUCUUCUAACAGAAAAGUCGUCCGUUGAUAAUAUUGUGAAUUGGUCCCCAGAUUCCAGUAACUGCUCCAUCUGUUUUGUUAAAUUUAAUUUGUUUAUACGAAGACAUCAUUGUCGAUUAUGUGGAAGUGUUGUAUGUGAUGAUCCAGAAGGAAUACGUAAAGGAUGUUCCAUGAAUGUUCCAUUAGUUAGGAUAGUGGAAAAAUUGCCAAAGCUAAAUUACCAAAGAAAACCCCUGGAAGACGAACAAAUCAAAUUUCGAUGUUGUGUCAACUGCAAAAAUGCGUUAUUAUUUGACUGGAAAAGAGACACUGAUACCUAUAAUCCUAUUUUCGGUAUUUAUGACUCAAUGUUGUUGCAAAAACAACAGAUCGAAAGGAUCAUCCCACAAUUUGAAGCCCUUGUUAAGGACACCAAAGAGCCACUUAAACUAAGAACAAAAUUGGUACAAUGUUUGAAGGAUUUAGAAGAUUCCUUAUAUCAAUUUCGAAAUCAGUUCUACUAUAAAGAAGGGGAGAUAUUGUUAGUCCAGCUGGAGUAUACUGCUUACGAUAAACUAGUAACUAAUAUUUACCAAUCAAUGGCUGUAUUCCUUCAAGAUAAUCUAGUGAAAUAUAAACAGAUUGCUGAUACUUAUAAACAAAACUCUCCUGCUCCUCCUACUCCACCACCACCACCAAGAUUGACGAAAAAACAAAUUCGAGAAAUGAGAGAACAGUUGAUGGUUAUGAAUGAGCAAAAGUUUCUAGUGGAGAAACUUAUCAAGGAUUAUACCAAACAAAGAAGGUUUGAUGAGUUGGAUACUUUGAUUUCGAAUAAGACUGAGCUUGAGGAAACUAUUAAGAGCUUAGAAGAAGAACUAGGCGAAUUUGGUUUUUAG
Molecule: messenger RNA, 1329 nt
Organism: Candida tropicalis MYA-3404
Lineage: Eukaryota; Fungi; Ascomycota; Pichiomycetes; Serinales; Debaryomycetaceae
Gene: PEP7
Product: Pep7p
Exons: 1
Coding region: 1-1329 (442 amino acids)
Molecular function (GO): metal ion binding
Source: RefSeq, a predicted model, not a curated record